Dujonia railenensis is the source of this 1857-nucleotide messenger RNA. The record is from the annotation of a GenBank genome assembly. Lineage: Eukaryota; Fungi; Ascomycota; Pichiomycetes; Serinales; Debaryomycetaceae.
AUGAAUCGUAGGAACAAUGCAUACAAUACAUUUCAAAAGCAUUAUAUAGACCUGUUGCUUCCUGUGGGGAACCUCGAGAAUCUUCAAACUAUUGAUGAUUUCUUGUAUCAAAUUGAGAGCACCAUUGCUAGAUCUGACGACUACAUUCCUUCAUCUGUAAUAUUUAGUGUUCUAUUGACAUUAUCCGUUGAAUCCAUAACUAUAAACAGGCGUGGUACAACCGCAAUUGAUGGUGUGGUGCCAUCUUCUGCUUCGAUUUCUUCGGAGAUUUCUAGAAACUACGACGAUUCGUACAGUGCUCCGGUUCAUAUGAGAGCUCUUUCUAUUUUGAAUAGGUACUUGAAGCUAACUAUAAUGCAGAUUAAAGGCGGUCAAGAUUCUUCUACCUUUAACGAAAUAAAGGCCAUGUUUAUGCAAUUUUUAAUACUUAGAUCAUCUAAGAGAGGGUUAAGAAACGUUCAUAAGGUCAACUAUGACGUAGUGAACCAGUUUGAAAGAAUUUUGAAUGAAAAAUUGGUCGACAGCUCACAAGAAAAUAGUCGAAGCAAAUAUGAACUAGAUAAUGAUAUCGUUAGCGACUCAGAAGAGGAAUUAGAAGUAAUCUCUCAACCAUUUAUGCAAAGCGAAUUGAAGAGGUUUCACCAGAGGUCUUCGAAAACCUCAAAUUUACCUACUCCGCCUAAUGGAGUCCUGGAGACAUCGGCUCUUUUGGAAGGUAUGCCUCACAUGGAGACAAGGUCUCCCACACCAGGCACAUCUAAUCAGGUAGGUAUACUUGAAAUUUUUGGUGAAGAUCUACUACCAUACAAGCUAAAUCCAUUAAACGAACUGUAUGAUUUCUGGCAACUACUUCAAUGGUGCUUAAAUUGCAAUAAUCUGGUGAUAUACAGCAAUUACAAUAAGAUAUUGCUGUGGAUGAUAGACUUUGUAAUUCUCGACUACCGAAAGUACAUUAAUGGGAGUAAUAAAAGUGAUGAGCUGCUGGUGCUUUUGGUUUGCUUGUUGCAUCAAUUGAGCUCCAAAAGAAUAGACUGGCAUGACAGGCUAGUAGAGUUUACUAUGCUGGGACUCACUUCGCUCAACAAAUGCCAUCCAUGCUACAAACGAGAGAAAUGGUGGAAGACACCUACCAAACAGCAAACGUUUGAGUUAGCGUUUCCACAAUUUUCGUUGCAUACAGACUCCACAGUCCUAAGGACUAAAAUCUUAUUGAUGGUUUACAUUCAUGAUCAAUACCUGAAGGAAUUUCCUAACAAACUAGUCAAGCUAGUAGCUCCGAAAGUGUUUCAAUCACCUCUUAAUGUUAUACGGCAAUUCUUCGUCAAGUAUCAUGACAUGCUCAAGUAUUUUCCUAAUUCAGAAUUGGCUCAGUUUUACUUGGAGUUAAGCAUUUACCUUCUACGAGAAUAUAAUAUCGACAUUCCUGUCAAUGGUUCUAAGGCUGUGGGGUUCAUAUUAAACCUCAUGAGUGACAAACUCGUAUUUAAAGAUUUUGUACUAGAAACCUUUCAAUAUUCUUCUCUAGGAGAAUUCACAGAGGAAAAGGAAAAGUUCCAAUUCCUUGUUGGAUGUAUGCUUCAAAGUGUUAGCAAAAUUGUGGAUACGUCGGAAUACUUAGGAGUCCUAAAAGUAGCACAUAAAAUGCUGAGCGAAGCGUUCAUUGACUUAGAAUCUAGUUUGCACCACGUUAAGUCAACCCGUAAAGGUUCUGAGAAACUACAAUUUGAUAAUAUUAUAAGAGAAAGAAGAAGACAUGAAAGGGUAAGACGUGAGCGUCUUCAUAUCAUCUUGGGUUUAGGCACCAAGCCUGAAAAGCAACAGGCUGGAAAGCUCUGCUGGCCAGAGAUGCAAGUAUAG